AAUAUAUCAAUGCUCAAUAAUUCAAUGAGAACUAAUUUAAAAGAAGAAGAACAAUUAUUAGAAGAAACAGCAUUAAAUUGGUUUAAAAGAUUAAAUUUUGAUGGAUUACUUUUUCAAACGGGACAUAAAUUGUUUGAUGAUUUAAAAAUGAUUUCGAGCGGAGAAAUUGUUGAAAUUGUUGGCUGUGAUGCUUCGGGGAAAAUGCAACUGGGAAUGACUUUAAUUGCUGAAUUAUUAUUGUCAGAAUCGAAGAGGGAUAGACAAGUGAUUGUUAUUGAUUUUAAUGGAUCUUUUCGUAUUGGAAGGUUGGAAAGAAUUUUGAUGCAUAAAAUAUCUUCUAAUAAUAAUAAUACCUCAACUAAAUUAAAUAUAAAUGAUUUAUUAAAAAGAUUUGGAUUAAAAAAUUCUUCUUCUGUUCCUAUUAUUUUUAUUAAUAAAAUUGGUUCUAUUUUAUUUGAUGCUGUAGCGAAGGAAAACAAUGACGGACAAAUCCAAAAACAAAUACUUUUAACAUUAAAUGAAUUUUGCCUUAAAUUUGGAGCAACUAUAAUAACAACAAAUCAUUUGGUUAAUUGGAGGAAUAUUUCAAAACCUGCUUUAGGCAAAAUUUGGAUUAAAGGGAUUUCCAAAAGAAUAUUUUUACAAAAAGAAAAUAAUUGUUUUUAUGUAGAAGCUAAAAUUGAUGGAAAAAUUCAUGGAAGUCGUGUUAAUUAUUCUUUAUCUGAGGCUGGAUUUAUUGUUUAAAUUUUGCGAUAUUUUUGUUAUUUAUAUGAGACAAUACAAAUUCUUUUACCUUAUUUAUUGUUAUAUU
Molecule: messenger RNA, 811 nt
Organism: Meloidogyne enterolobii
Lineage: Eukaryota; Metazoa; Nematoda; Chromadorea; Rhabditida; Meloidogynidae
Source: the annotation of a GenBank genome assembly